GGUGUGGUCAAAGACUCACAGAUUACAAGUGAAUUGCAUUUCUUUUAAUUACUCCUCACUCACAAACAAACUCUUACUCUUAGUUUAAUUUACAGUGCAAUAAAUUUACACAGUGUCUAUUAAAUUUUUUGUUGAUGGGUUUGGGUUGGAAUCGUGUUAUAUAUAUAUGUAUAUUUAUAUAUUUAUAUAUAGAUAUAUCAUUGGGUUCAAGUAAAGAAUUGGAAGGAAUCGAACACAGAACAAUUGAAGCUAAUGGAAUCAAAAUUCAUAUAGCAGAGAAAGGAAAAGAAGGUCCAGUUGUUUUAUUCCUUCACGGCUUCCCUGAAAGCUGGUACUCAUGGCGCCACCAGAUUGCGGCUCUAGGUUCACUCGGCUACAGAGCCGUGGCUCCAGAUCUACGUGGAUACGGUGACACCGAAGUUCCAAGUUCGAUAAGCAAUUAUACGAUAUUUGACUUAGUUGGUGAUAUCGUUGGUGUAAUCGACGCGCUUGGUGUGGAUAAAGUAUUUCUUGUGGGUCAUGAUUGGGGUGCUGUCAUUGGUUGGCAAGUCUGUUUGUUUCAUCCUGAAAGAGUAAAAGCUUACGUUGCUUUGAGUGUUCCCUAUGCGCCUAGAAAUCCCAUAUUGAAACCUGUUACUGCCAUGCGACUUUUGUAUGGGAAUGAUUUUUAUAUCUGCAGAUUCCAGGAACCUGGGAAAGCAGAAGCUGAAUUUGCCAAAGUGGGGGCAGAACUGGUUAUUAGGGGCAUGCUCACAACUCGUACUCCUGGGCCACCAAUCUUACCCAAAGAUGGCUUUGGUUCUGAUCUAGAUCCUGCAAAUCCACCUCCACUCCCUUCAUGGCUCUCACAAGAAGAUCUGUCUUACUAUGUUUCUAAAUUUGAUAAAUCAGGAUUCACUGGUGCCCUUAACUACUAUAGAAAUAUCAACUUAAAUUGGAAGCUUACUGCAUCAUGGACUGGAGCAAGAGUGAAAGUACCUGUGAAAUUCAUCACAGGUGAUUUGGAUUUAGUUUACCAUUUGUUGGGUACUAAGCUAUAUAUUAAGAGUGGUGCUUUCAAGCUAUUUGUGCCAAAUUUGGAAGAAGUGGUUAUUCAAAAAGGUGUUGCUCACUUCAUCAACCAAGAAGUUGCUGACAAUGUCACCAAUCACAUUUAUGAAUUUAUCAAGAAGUUCUGAUUUUGUCACUUGUUGUUUACUUAAAUAUCGCCUUCUAAAUAAUAAUUAAGCCGCAAUUUGGAUACGAUAAGCAUGUACAAGUAUUCGUGAAUUAUCUCCGAAAUAUUAAAUAAAUUAAUUUAAAAAAAAGAAUUGAUAUUUUUAAAUCAUAUAUCUGCAUGUAAGUAUUCGUGAAAUAUUAUAUUCGAUAUGAAUACGUCUCUAUGU
Molecule: messenger RNA, 1385 nt
Organism: Cicer arietinum (chickpea)
Lineage: Eukaryota; Viridiplantae; Streptophyta; Magnoliopsida; Fabales; Fabaceae
Product: epoxide hydrolase 1-like
Molecular function (GO): catalytic activity
Source: RefSeq, a predicted model, not a curated record